Protomyces lactucae-debilis is the source of this 903-nucleotide messenger RNA. RefSeq lists its product as uncharacterized. The record is from RefSeq and is a predicted model, not a curated record. The transcript has a single exon. Bases 1 to 903 code for a protein of 300 amino acids. NCBI's taxonomy places the organism in Eukaryota, Fungi, Ascomycota, Taphrinomycetes, Taphrinales, Protomycetaceae.
AUGGAGCGGAAGUAUGGCGUGGAACGCUUUACACGCCCUUCUUUCACGGAGGACACACGAAAAGUCAACUUCCCUGAUGGUCGUCCUGUCGAAGAUGCGCAUGAGUGCCUGCCGUCACUAUCCACUAAGAAAGUUGCUGUUCUCGUCGAAAUGCGCGCGCACUUAGACUGGGUCUAUCAUGUCAUGCACUUCAUUCGUACGCUGGAUGAUGACUGGCCAUUUGUCAUCUACCAUUCGAAUCACAACGAACACAUGUUGCGCAGCAAUGCUGAACUACAGCCGCACAUCCAGUCCGGCAAAGUGCAGCUGCAUCGUUUGAAUACUAUCUUCCCGACAUCAGAGUCCAUCUCACAGCUCUUGACGCAUGCCCCUCUGUACGAAGCAUUGGCGCCUGCUGAUCACAUUCUUCUUUACCAAAUCGAUUCGACCCUCUGUGCAGCGUCGCCUUUGAAAGUCGAAGACUUCUUCAAGUACGAUUUUGUCGGAGCACCCAUCACGCACACUGAUGAUGAGACCCCGUUAUUCAACGGUGGCUUCAGUGUUCGCAAUCGGAAUGCCAUGCUGCAUGUCAUCAACAAUGAGCGACCGUUCGACCACCCUGACAAUGAAGAGAAGUACGAGGAUAGAUGGUACAGUAUGACGAUGGCCAAGUCGAACCACUCAUACAAAUUACCAACUGCGAAAGAAGCUGAGUCUUUUGCCGUUGAGUCGCGCUUUCAUCCCCUGCCGGUAGGUGUUCAUCGGCCAAGAGUCUAUUUGCCAUGGUUUGCAGGCGCAGAGAGGGUGGAAGAGCUUUUGCGCAAUUGUCCGGAAGGCGACCGUAUGCCCGACAAGAGAGGUGGCCGUUUCGUCCCUUGCCUCAAUGAUCCCAAUAGCAAGGAUUGCGUCAAGAGCUCAAAGUGA